Taeniopygia guttata (zebra finch) is the source of this 1752-nucleotide messenger RNA. The record is from RefSeq and is a predicted model, not a curated record. NCBI's taxonomy places the organism in Eukaryota, Metazoa, Chordata, Aves, Passeriformes, Estrildidae.
AUGAUAGAGAGCGAUAUCCCGGCCAUAAUGUCAGGAAUCAUUAGGAAUUCAGGGCAAAACCACCACCCCUCGCAGGAGUACAGACUCCUGGCUUCAGACCCGUCCCAGCUGAGUGAGGAUGAGCUCCCAGGGGAUUUGCAGUCCCUGUCCUGGCUGACAUCCGUGGAUGUGCCUCGGCUCCAACAGAUGGCCAGUGGGAGAAUGGAUUUCAGCCUGGGGGCCCAGAAUGCCAUGCUCCAGCAGACAGGUCCUGUGGGGAGCACGAUGCACUCGACACCAGGGGCGAUGAUCCACGUCCAGGCCAGCCUCCCACAGGGAAUCCUGGGCCUCAAUUCCAUUUCAGCACAUGGAGCCAAUAUGAGCCCCUAUGCCAUGGCUGGGCAGCUGUCCCCUGGUUUGCAAACACAGCAACAGCUCUUCCCUCCUCCUCCUCCUCCUCAUCCUCCUCCUCCUCCUCACUCCCAGCAGGUGUUUGCCCUGGCCCAGAACCCCCAGCAGUGUAACCCAGCAGCAAUCUACAACACAUCCUAUGGGACACAGCCACACUAUUCCCAGCCACGCCUGGCACCCCACUCUGCCCAGGAACUGCACCCAAAGCAUUAUCCCAAGCCCAUCUAUUCCUACAGCUGUUUGAUCGCCAUGGCGCUGAAGAACAGCAAGACCGGGAGCCUGCCCGUGAGCGAGAUCUACAGCUUCAUGAAGGAGCACUUCCCCUACUUCAAGACUGCCCCUGAUGGGUGGAAGAAUUCCGUGCGCCACAACCUGUCGCUGAACAAGUGCUUUGAGAAGGUGGAGAACAAACUGAGCGGGACGUCCCGCAAGGGCUGCCUCUGGGCCCUCAACCCCGCCAAGAUCGACAAGAUGGAGGAGGAGAUGCAGAAGUGGAAGAGGAAGGAUUUGGCUGCUAUUCACAGGAGCAUGGCUAACCCAGAGGAGCUGGACAAGCUGAUCACUGACAGACCCGAGAGCUGCAGGCGGCCCCACAAGCAGGCAGAGCCCGAGGGGCCCCCGCUGGGCCGCAUCUCCGUGUCCCAGCUCCAGCCCCAGCCCAUCAUGACGCUGUCCCUGCAGUCCCUCCCGCUGCACCACCAGCUCCAGACCCAGGCUCGCCUCGCCCCCAACUCACCAGCACCUGCACAAACGCCUCCUCUGCACACCCUGCCUGACAUCAGCCCCAGCCCCCUGCCCCACCACCCCAUGGGGCGCGCCCCGGACUUCCCCAACGUGGCGGUGGACAUGAGCACCGAGGUGGAUGCUCUGGAUCCAAGCAUCAUGGAUUUCGCACUGCAAGGGAACAUCUGGGAGGAGAUGAAAGAUGACAGCUUCAGCCUGGACACCCUGGGUGCCUUCAGCAACUCCCCCCUGCAUCUCUCCGACUGCGAGCUGGGCACGCCCGGCCUCACGCCCGUGUCCAGCGGCAGUGACCGCUCCUUCUCCGACCUGCAGAGAAUUUCCCGGUGCCGUAUCCAGGUGCUCCCAGGCUUUCCUCUCCCACACCCAUCCAUGGAUUAAAGCUGGAGGGUGCAGGAUGCUGGAGUGGCCCCACAGGGCACUUUCUUGCUUGAAAAUAUGAAGAUCAGGGGCUUGGAAAGAUCUGUGCCUGUAUCCUCCCAGUGUAUCCCUCCAUGGCAACCUCGCCUUUUGGAAGAGGCUCUCCAUGUCAUAAUUUAUUGUCCAAGGACAAAUGUGAUGAAUGAUCCUUUGCUGUGACUGGUGUCACCUACGAUGUCUUUGCUUUUUUAAAUAAACAUU